Messenger RNA from Vanessa atalanta (red admiral), 700 nucleotides. RefSeq lists its product as uncharacterized. NCBI's taxonomy places the organism in Eukaryota, Metazoa, Arthropoda, Insecta, Lepidoptera, Nymphalidae. The coding region runs from base 88 to 645 and encodes 185 amino acids. The record is from RefSeq and is a predicted model, not a curated record. The transcript has 3 exons. Gene Ontology annotation, molecular function: protein binding.
AAUAGAUUCCAUAUUUAAAAUAACAGAACCUAAUAAUUAUUGGUGCUUAGUUAAUUCAUAGCAAAUGAAUAUUUGCAAUUAUCCAAUAUGAUAUUUUUGAGUUUAUUCGUAUCUUGUGGUUUUGGGCUCGUGAGUAGUAUUGACAUAAUAAAUAUAGCCAACGUUUGGGGUACGGAUCCGUUGGGUAUUUAUGUUUCGUGGCAUAGUAUAUAUUAUUCAUCAAAACAUGACGUCUCUGGAUAUAAGGUCAAGUUAUGGACAGUCAAAAUGAGUACUGAAAAGAAAUACGGUUUGGUUAACGCUGAACAAUACCCUGGUUUGAUUCAAAACGAUAUUACCCUUGAGAAAUACCAGGUGAAUACUACACUUAGCAGCAUCCCGAGAGAGAUAAUAGUCAAUGGGAAUUUUCAAUCGCAGGUUCUUAUCACUGACGUAGAAUAUAACGUUAUAUAUGAACUUCGACUUCUAGCAUUUAAGGAUAAUAUCGAAGGACCUAUGUCUGAGCCUAGAAGGAUCAAAAUCGUUAAAGGAGAUGGAUACCACGCAGUUAUCCAGAAACUUCCAACUGGAUGUUUGUUUUCAGUGCCUAAUGUGUUACGUCACAAUGGCGAUGACUAUCCAUUUGUUCAGGACUCUUAUAUAUAAUAUCCAAAAUAUUUUUUAAUCUAAGCAUUGUUAUUAAAUCUUCAUAAAUACACUU